GUGCAGACAUUCUCAGAUACCAAAUCGGUUGGCUAAUAAAGACCUCAUGCCUCCAUUUCCUUAUUCAUCACUCUUCCCAUUUACUUUUCCUUCCGUCUGCUUCUCCUCCUUCAGUCUUUUGGAGAUAUAGACAAGUAUGAAGAGGAAGAAGCUGAAGAUGGAGUUGAUGAGGGUGAAAUAUGAAGAGGAAGAGCCUCCACAACCAACCAAGGAGGAAUUGGAAAAUGGAUAUGGCAAAAAUUAGCACCAUGAACAAUUUACUUGAUAUUUUCCGCAUGCUAAAUUUACAUACGUUCAAAUUAAAAUAAUAAUAUUAUAAUUUUCGUGUAAUAAUGUUUGUGGCUGACGAUUUUACAAAAUUUCUUACUUCUCUGGUACGGUGGUACCAAUCAAACAUCAAUGCCUCCAACCAAAUUCUUUAUUUUAUAUUUAAUUAUAUUCUUACUUCAUUUAUAUUAAUUUGUAUUAUGUAUUAAAUUGUUGUAAUUUGAUGUGGAAAAUAUUUUAGAUUGGUAUGCUUAACUAGAUUUUGGCCUCUAUUCUUUAUUGGAGAUAUGUUUGUUUGGACGGAGUGUGUGUGUUUAUUAGAGUAUAGAAGUUAUAAAAGACAGAUUUUAACUACGUUGAUUUUUGGCAAAUGGGUUAUUAUCCGUACUUAAUUUUAUUUUCUAUUUUCUUAUAUGCAUGCCAUCUUAGGUAACCGUUUUUUAAAGUUGUCAAUAUUUCAAUUAUCAAAAGCCAAAAUUAAUUUAUACGAUUCCUAGAGAGCAAGCAUAGGUGCAAGUGUGCAACUAAAAUUAAAUGUCAAGUGAGGUUUGAUUGUAUUUUUGAAAUCUCAAGAGAAGUUCACAUAUUUUUGUCAAACUUAAUGGGAGGUCUAUAUAUUUUUUAAACCUUAGGGAAGGUUGCAUCUAUUUUUGAAAUCUCUACUAUAGAAAAGGGAUUAUCUCUUUCUUUGUCUGGUUUGUAACAUUCUCAAAAUUUUUAAAAAAGUCUCUAUCGCUCAUGAAUAUUUUCAAAAAUUUUCCUAUAACUACCCAUAACUAUCAUAAAAUAAUAUUUUUCUAUAAAUAUAUUUAUUAUUUUAAAAGAUUAUUUAUUAUUUAUUUUUAAAUUUUUAUUACAACUAUCACUCAAAAGCCGUACCGGUGUGUAUAUAAAAUAAUUCACCAAACGUUUGGAUGGUGAAUUAUGGGAUGACAACACCAUCAUCAUUGUUUGAAAUUAGAUGGAUGAGGAUGGUAUUAUUAUUAUUAUUAUUAUUAUGGUAUUUUGCUAAUCAUAUGAUGUUUUGGGUAUGGUUAAUAUGGCAAAUUAUAAACUGGCAUUUUUUGACAGAAUUAAUCACCAUCAAAAUGUUAAUACUUGGAAUGUUUCAACUGCAUAUGUUUAUGAUAGGGCUUAGCCAGUUUAUUGAACAGGUAAAAAGGAGCUUUCUUCAUUAACUUGUAGAUCUCUCUCUCUCUCUCUACGUAUAUAUUAUAUGCGUGUGUGUGUGUGUGUGUGCAUGCAUGCACGCUCUGUAUGAAGCUGUGAAAUGAGCCAUUUGUCCCAAAAGAGUUGAAUGAUUCUAGGCAUUUUCUGUAUCAAUUACGAGCUAUUGCCAACUUUUCCCUCUAAUUGUAUAUUAUUCCUUGACGUUGUAAUUUUAAUUGGUAAGACAUCUUAAAAAAUAUAUGUGUGCAGCUUUCAGGAACUGGUUAUCUAUAGUGUAUUUGGUGCUUAGAAAGUGAGUCUUCUUUACAGGAAUUUCCAUCAACCAAGGUGGUGUGAAAUACUACUGGAUUGGCAAGAAUAGCGAAGUACCACAGCUAGUGCAAGUUUGUAUUAUGGGUUCUGAUAAGCAGUCUUCAGGUUUACUGGAUACCCUCAGAAUGGAGAGGGUUAGAACAAUUCUUACUCACACGUAUCCUUACCCGCAUGAGCAUUCUCGCCAUGCUAUAAUUGCUGUAGUAGUGGGUUGCCUCUUUUUUAUCUCAUCUGACAACAUGCAUACCUUAGUACAAAAGUUGGACAACAAUAUUAAAUGGUGGUCUAUGUACGGCUGCUUGCUUGGAUUCUUCUAUUUCUUUUCAUCUCCAUUUGUAGGGAAGACAAUUAAACCAAGCUAUUCAAAUUUCAGUCGGUGGUAUGUUGCCUGGAUUUUUGUGGCAGCUUUAUACCAUCUUCCCAGUUUUCAAUCUAUGGGAGUGGAUAUGAGGAUGAACCUUUCAUUGUUUUUAUCAAUCUAUAUUUCAUCCAUUUUAUUCCUUCUUGUUUUCCAUAUUAUGUUUCUUGGACUUUGGUAUGUUGGUCUGGUUGCUCGUGUGGCUGGAAAGAAGCCAGAGAUUUUGACCAUCCUUCAAAAUUGUGCAGUUAUAAGUAUAGCCUGCUGUGUAUUUUACAGUCACUGUGGCAACCGUGCUAUUUUAAGGGCGAGGCCCUUUGAGCGAAGAAAUUCUAGCUGGUUCUAUUUUUGGACGAAAGAAGAGAGAAAUACAUGGUUUGCAAAAUUCCUUCGAAUGAAUGAACUGAAAGACCAGGUCUGCUCAUCUUGGUUUGCGCCUGUUGGAUCAGGUAGUGAUUAUCCACUUCUGUCCAAGUGGGUUAUAUAUGGGGAGCUAGCUUGCAAUGGCACAUCUGGCUGUCCAUCGGACGAAAUCUCCCCCAUUUACUCAUUAUGGGCAACAUUUAUAGGCCUCUACAUUGCAAACUAUGUUGUGGAAAGAUCAUCAGGAUGGGCUCUUACUCACCCUUUGUCAGUUGAAGAAUAUGAGAACUUGAAGAAAAAGCAAAUGAAGCCAGAUUUCCUGGAUAUGGUUCCUUGGUAUUCAGGAACAUCGGCUGAUUUAUUCAAGACAGUCUUUGAUCUCCUGGUAUCAGUGACUGUAUUUGUUGGCCGCUUUGACAUGCGUAUGAUGCAGGCGGCAAUGAGCAAUGUUCAUGGUGGGACUCAAAAAGCUGAUCUUUUAUAUGAUCAUUUUAGUGAAAAGGAUGAUUUUUGGUUUGACUUCAUGGCUGAUACGGGGGAUGGUGGAAACUCAUCCUACACUGUGGCACGGCUACUUGCUCAGCCUUCCCUUCACCUUUUCAGCAGUGACUCUGUGCAUACCUUACCACGUGGAGACUUACUUCUUAUUGGAGGGGAUCUUGCGUAUCCCAAUCCGUCAGCCUUCACAUAUGAAAGACGCUUCUUUUGUCCUUUUGAAUAUGCCCUACAACCUCCCUUGUGGUAUAAACCGGAGCAUAUAGCUGUAGACAAGCCAGAGUUACCUUUUGGGUUGUCUGAGCUGAAGCAAUAUGAUGGGCCUCAGUGUUAUAUUAUCCCUGGCAAUCAUGAUUGGUUUGAUGGGCUAAACACUUUUAUGAGGUAUGUAUGUCAUAAGAGCUGGUUGGGUGGGUGGUUUAUGCCUCAGAAGAAGAGCUAUUUUGCUCUGCAACUCCCUAAAAGAUGGUGGAUUUUUGGCCUUGAUCUGGCUCUCCAUGGUGAUAUUGAUGUGUACCAGUUCAAAUUCUUCUCAGAAUUAACAAGGGACAAGGUUGGAGAUGAUGAUUCCGUGAUCAUCAUGACACAUGAACCAAGUUGGCUUGUUGAUUGGUACUGGAGCGAGGUUUCUGGGAAGAAUGUUUCCCACCUGAUAUGUGAUUAUCUAAAGGGAAGGUGUAAGCUUCAAAUAGCUGGGGACUUGCAUCAUUAUAUGCGUCAUUCAUAUGUUCCAUCAGAGAAGCUGGUUUAUGUGCAACAUCUACUUGUAAAUGGAUGUGGUGGGGCAUUUCUGCAUCCCACCCAUGUCUUCAGUAAUUUCAACAAGUUGUAUGGAACUUCCUAUGAAAGCAAGGCUGCUUAUCCUUCAUUUGAAGAUUCAAGCAGGAUUGCUUUGGGAAAUAUUUUGAAGUUCCGGAAAAAAAAUUGGCAGUUCGAUUUCAUAGGUGGCAUUAUAUACUUUGUAUUGGUUUUUUCUAUGUUCCCACAGUGUAAGCUUGAUCAUAUCUUGCAAGAUGAUUCUUUUUCUGGUCGCUUGAGGAGUUUCUUUGGCACAGCAUGGGAUGCUUUUAUGUACAUGCUGGAACACUCUUAUGUAUCGUCAGCAGGUGCCAUGCUAUCACUUGUAGCGGCAUUUGCAUUCCUUCCAUCCAAAGUGUCACUAAAGAAACGGGCAAUUAUUGGAAUCCUUCAUGUUUCUGCCCACCUGGCUGCAGCACUAAUUCUCAUGUUGUUGUUGGAGAUUGGAAUUGAGACAUGCAUACGGCAUAAUCUACUAGCAACAUCAGGUUAUCACACUUUAUAUCAAUGGUAUCGAUCAGUGGAGAGCGAGCACUUUCCAGAUCCAACUGGCCUUCGAACUCGUAUAGAACAGUGGACCUUUGGCCUUUACCCUGCCUGUAUUAAGUAUCUCAUGUCUGCAUUUGAUGUUCCUGAGGUCAUGGCUGUCACAAGAAGCAGUAUCUGCAAGAAAGGGAUGGAAUCACUUUCCCGUGGCGGUGCUAUCAUAUACUAUGCUUCUGUUUUUCUCUACUUCUGGGUCUUCUCAACCCCCGUGGUGUCUUUGGUGUUUGGAAUCUAUUUGUAUAUCUGCAUUAAUUGGUUAAAUUUACACUUUGAUGAAGCAUUCUCCUCACUCCGCAUUGCUAACUACAAGGCAUUUACUCGAUUCCAUAUUAACCGUGAUGGUGAUCUUGAAGUCUUCACCCUUGCAGUUGAUAAGGUUCCAAAGGAAUGGAAACUGGAUCCUGAUUGGGAUGAGGAGACAAAACAACCAGAUCAGCCAAGCCACUUCAGAAAGUAUCCUAGCAAAUGGAGUGCAGCUACCCCUCAACAGGAUCCUUUAACUACGGUCCGAAUUGUUGAUCACUUUGUUAUUCAACAAACAAAUAAACCUGAUCAUGGAUCAAGCAAUGGGUCUGUUACUGACCAUGCCUAUUAAAAUUGUAGCAUAGUUGUAAUUUUUAAUUUUUUUACCAAGCAAUGGGGAAAAGUAGUUAGUUCUGUAUAGAAA
Molecule: messenger RNA, 4976 nt
Organism: Malania oleifera
Lineage: Eukaryota; Viridiplantae; Streptophyta; Magnoliopsida; Santalales; Ximeniaceae
Exons: 16
Coding region: 1830-4904 (1024 amino acids)
Molecular function (GO): hydrolase activity
Source: RefSeq, a predicted model, not a curated record